UUGUGAAUUCUGACAGAUGCCAUCUGUCAAAUUCCGAGGGACGCAUUUGCGAUGUUUUUGUGAGUGUUUUGGUGGAUUUUCCGCAAAAAAAGUGAAUAAGAACAAUUACUAAGCAAUUCCGCAACAACAAGAUAAAAUUAUCAGUUUUCGAUGCCAAGAUGAGCAGCAGUUCGCAAUACAUGCAAAAUUCAAACGCCAAGAACUCGACUGUCGUCCGUUUGGGGGAUAUUGAGCACCUGGCUCAGCUGUCGGAGAAUUUGUCUGCGUUGUGCUUGAGCCACGAAUAUGCGGAUAUCACGCUCGUAAUCGAGGGGCAGAAGCUCUACGCGCACAAGGUGAUUUUGGCGGCACGAAGCGAAUAUUUCCGCGCUUUGCUCUACGGCGGUUUGAAAGAAUCGAACCAAUCGGAGAUCGUCCUGCCCGAUGCCCCCGUCAAGGCUUUCAAAAUCCUAUUAAAAUACAUCUACACGGGCCACAUGUUCUUGAUGACUUUAAAAGAAGACGUAAUUUUAGACACUCUAGGGUUAGCACACCAGUACGGCUUUCAAGACUUGGAAACAGCAAUAUCCGACAUUCUCAAACAAUUGUUGGCCUUGCGCAACGUCUGUGCGAUUCUGGACACCGCACAUUUGUACGGCUUAGAGAAAUUAGUUGAUGUUUGUCACGCGUUUUUAGACAGACAUGCCUCGGAAAUACUGCUUCAUGAAUCAUUCCUGCAGCUUUCACAAGCUUCACUGGUCGAGUUGUUACAAAGAGAUUCUUUUUUCGCACCAGAGGUCGAAAUAUUCAGAGGAGUGUGCAACUGGUGCACUGCUAAUGACGAUAAAGACGAUCGCGUUAUGAAAUGUGUGAGGUUGCCUUUGAUGAGUGUCGCUGAUUUGUUGUCAGUUGUAAGACCGGCUGGAUUGGUCAAACCUGACGCACUUUUAGACGCGAUAGCUGAACGGACCAAUGUCAGGUUGAGCAGUCUGCCACAUCGCGGACAAUUAAUAUUGGAGGAAAACGUUGCCUCGCCUCGAAUGGGCUCGAAAGUCGUUGCGGGGGAAUUACUUGAGUAUUUGUUAGACGGUGACUAUUACACCUAUGACAUGGAGAAGGGCUAUACGAGGCACCCUAUAAACGGGCCGGGGGAUCAAGGGAUUAUCAUUAAACUGGGAAUGCCUUCAAUCAUCAAUCACAUCCGCAUGUUGUUGUGGGAUCGUGAUUUGAGGUCAUAUUCGUACUACAUUGAAGUGUCCAUGGAGCAAAAAGACUGGGUCAGAGUGGUGGAUUAUAGUCAUUAUUGUUGUAGGUCUUGGCAGUAUUUGUAUUUCGAAAAUCGUGUCGUGCAGUUUAUUCGAAUUGUCGGUACACACAACACUGUUAAUAAGGUGUUUCAUUUAGUUUCGUUUGAAGCUUCGUGUAAAUUAAGCAUUCCCAAAAUGGUAAACGAUAUCAUUUGUCCGAAUUACAAUGUAGCGACUUUGGAUAAGAGUGCUGUGGUUAUAGAGGGCGUUAGUCGGUCAAGAAAUGCGCUACUGAACGGCGACACGAAGCAUUACGAUUGGGAUUCAGGUUACACGUGUCACCAGCUAGGAUCAGGGGCCAUUCUGAUCCAACUAGGCCAGCCGUACGUGAUCUCAAGCCUGCGCCUCCUGCUGUGGGACUGCGACGACCGCACUUACAGCUACUACAUAGAAUCGUCGGUAAAUGUAUGGGACUGGGAGAUGGUGGUCGACCACACGCGCGAAAACUGCAAAUCCUGGCAGCUGAUCAGAUUCCCUCCGCGACCAGUCGUCUUUAUCCGGAUCGUAGGAACGCACAAUUCGGCCAAUGAGGUGUUCCACUGCGUCCACUUUGAGUGCCCCUCGUGCGAAGACCAGGGCAGUUCGGGCUCCGCCAAACCGUCAACUAGCAAGAGUAUUACUCCAGAGAAAGACGUGUCGAUGCAAACGGCGGAAAUCGCCACCGAAGCCGAAGAGAUGAAUUCGGAGGAGGAGGACAAAAUAUGAAAGACAGCAUCACGUAAUUUGUUUAUUAAUUUCUUUAUGUAUUGUUGGCUUUCAAUAAUGAUCGUGUCCAGUUUUUAUUUCAUUAUGACUACUUUGUUUUGAGGGAUUAACACAACACUAAUCGCGGGCGUAAAAUGAUAUUAUUUCCGGGGGGGAGUGAGGGCAAUGUGUGAUGCAUUUGGGUAGAGAAUUUGUGAUAAUUUGUUGGAAAAUUAAGUGAUGAAGAUUCCUUUUCCAAACGUUAGCAAUAAAUUAUUCAAAAUGUGACUAUAAUGUUUGUCGGGUGUUAUUGCUUAGACUUUUAACACUGUACUAAGAGUAUUUUUAUGAUGUUUUAUGUGAAAAGAGAAACUUUACAAAUAAAGGUAGAGAUUGUUGCUA
Messenger RNA from Tribolium castaneum (red flour beetle), 2372 nucleotides. It is a transcript of the gene BTBD9, whose product is annotated as BTB (POZ) domain containing 9. The transcript is spliced from 8 exons. Gene Ontology annotation, biological process: adult locomotory behavior; circadian behavior; modulation of chemical synaptic transmission. Bases 159 to 1991 code for a protein of 610 amino acids. Gene Ontology annotation, molecular function: protein binding. Gene Ontology annotation, cellular component: cytoplasm. The record is from RefSeq and is a predicted model, not a curated record. NCBI's taxonomy places the organism in Eukaryota, Metazoa, Arthropoda, Insecta, Coleoptera, Tenebrionidae.